Messenger RNA from Lodderomyces orthopsilosis Co 90-125, 3198 nucleotides. RefSeq names its product PDPK1 family serine/threonine-protein kinase. Lineage: Eukaryota; Fungi; Ascomycota; Pichiomycetes; Serinales; Debaryomycetaceae. Gene Ontology annotation, biological process: peptidyl-serine phosphorylation; intracellular signal transduction. Gene Ontology annotation, molecular function: ATP binding; protein serine/threonine kinase activity. Bases 1 to 3198 code for a protein of 1065 amino acids. The transcript has a single exon. The record is from RefSeq and is a predicted model, not a curated record.
AUGUCCGAUAAUAAUAUUAAUAAUAACACAAAUAACGGACAUACUGAUGACUCUGAUUUUCAACAAUUGAAUAAUGACAUUGACAGCAUUUACAAAACGUACAGCACAAAUAACAAUGGAAGUGUCGAAAGCUUGGACUCGGGAAAGAAUAAAUACGUUUUCAAAUACGGUGACUCUACAAAUAACCAGUUACCCACUGUACACAUAUCAUCUAGAUUAUCCUCCAUGGAACCAUCCAAUUCAGAGAGUUUUGUAGCAAAAAGUGCUCCUGGAACUCCUUCGUCGCUAGGAUCGUUUGACUUUCGGCCACGCUAUCCCCGAGCAGUCACCAAUUCUUCACUAAAUGUUCUCUUGGAUACAACAAGUGGAAAUUCCGAGUUUAAAAGUAUGAUAUAUUCCCCAGCAGAAGGUCGCUUAGAUGAAGAUGCAAACACGUUGGAUGAUGGAAUUCCAAAAUCAUCAGAAUAUAAAAGAGAAGAACGUAAUUGGCAAGAAGAGGGGGCAGCUGUCAAAACUCUCAAAAAAUCAAACGGAGAAGUUUCAACAAUUAGAAGAAGUGUGACUGAUUUCAAAUUUGGCAAAGAAUUGGGUGAAGGCUCGUAUUCGACUGUGAUACUAGCUACUGAUAAGAUAAGUAAUAAAAACUACGCAGUAAAGGUGUUGGAUAAAAGGCACAUAAUCAAAGAGAAGAAGGUGAAGUAUGUCAAUAUUGAAAAACAUGCCUUGAAUAGAUUGAGUAAUAGAAUGGGGAUUAUAUCCCUCUACUUCACCUUUCAAGAUAAAGAUUCGCUAUAUUUCGUGUUGGACUAUGCAUCAAAUGGUGAGCUAUUAUCGUUGAUCAAAAAGUACAACACAUUGAACGAAGACUGCACAAGACAUUUUGGUGCACAAAUUUUAGACGCAAUUAAAUAUAUGCACGAUAAUGGUGUUAUUCAUAGAGAUAUUAAGCCAGAGAACAUUUUGCUUGAUGAUAAGAUGAGAAUUCAAAUUACUGAUUUUGGAACUGCUAGAUUAUUGGAGAAAAAGAAUGACGAAAGCGAAGAUUACCCGUUGGAUGUAAGGGCGAAGUCAUUUGUUGGAACGGCAGAGUAUGUGUCACCCGAAUUGUUGGAGAGUAAAUUUUGUGGAAAGCCGGGAGAUAUAUGGGCUUUUGGAUGUAUUGUAUACCAGAUGAUUGCAGGCAAGCCACCUUUCAAAGCAACCAACGAAUAUUUGACUUUUCAGAAGAUCACCAAACUUCAGUAUGCAUUCAGCGCUGGAUUUCCCACCAUAAUUCGAGAUUUGAUCAAAAAGAUACUUGUACUUCAGCCCUCAAGACGAGCAACCAUUCCGGAAAUACAAAAACACUUUUUCUUCAAGGAUAUUGACUUUAAUGACUACAAUCAGAUCUGGUUAACUGAGCCACCGGAAAUAGGGCCUUAUAAAAUGACUGCAAAGUCGAUGAUGAAGGUUCCAGACAUCAUCAAACAUAGUACAGCCACAGUCAUUCCGAAAAAGAAACUGAGCAGACCCCUCAAGCCCAGUGGGGAUGAAAAUUCUGCUGCAUCGAAGCCACGCAAUGGUACCUCGGGGGCAAAUGUGUCAGCAAGGAAGUCUAGCAAUUCUGAGGUUACAGGCAAUGUAAAUCCUGCAAAUGCAGCUGCGUAUGCAUUGCACAAACCUUUGACUUCUUCGGACACCAGUAUUUCAGAUGGCAACACUAAUUCAAAAGACAAUUCUAAUGACAGCAAGAGAAGCUCGCGUGGCUCGCAACCGGAUUACAUACCAGGAACUAAUAUAUUGAGGCCGCAGAUCAAUACUCGCCCUUCCCUUCAAUCUUAUAAAACUAGUCGUGAGAAAACAAGGCCUGCAGUCAAACUGAAGCCAAAUAUUAUGGAGGUCAGGCCAUCUGGCACUUUAGAAGAGGCUUGGGGUGCAUACUUGAUUCACCCAGACGAAAGAGUCCUUCGUGUUGGAUCAGUUUUUGUUCAUAAGGAGUCUACCGAAAUUUUUGAAAAGAAGCACAAAGGUUCAUUACACGCAUCACCAUUGGAUGCUGGAAAUACACAACGGAAUCGUUCCGGGACGAGUUUACUUUCACAAAUGGUGAAUGGUGCACCUGCACAACAUUUUGACCCUGUUGACGAAAAGGUUGCUAUAAAAGAACCAUAUGAAGAAUCCUUUUUGAAAAGGAGCAACAGCAAAAAGAGUAGCAGGAAAAGUAGUGAUGUCGAAAGGCCACAGUCAACAACAUCUAACAAGAUUUCCAAGCGAUCCAUUUUCAAGAAAUUGGGCUUGUCUCAGGGUGAGAAGAAGGAUGAUAGUGAUGACGAGGCUGUGAAUCAUUUCACUCUUGAGAAGCCUCAGGUGAGUACAAUGAUUGUAACGACUCAUGGAAGAGCACUCGUUUUUGCUAGAAAGGAUUUGGAAUCAGAGUAUGAGGUUAUUCUUUCGAUUCAAUUGAAGUAUCCAUUCAUCAAAUUUCAAGAGUUGGUAUCGGCACAGAAUAGGUUUUCUAAAAUGUUGCCCUCAGUAGGUGUUUUUACAAUAACAUCUACAGAGCUGACUUAUGUGUUUGAGGUGGAAAAAUUUGAAGUAACCCAAUGGACAGAAGCAUUAAGUAAAAGUCGUACCAAUGAAUUGGAAAGGGAAAGACUAGAACAAGAUUCAUCAAGCUCCAAAGGAAACUCGAAAAGUUCAAUAUCCAAGCCAGGUACCGAAAGCCCAGUUUCAGCUCCAGCCAAAGAACGCCAUCACUCACCAAGUUUAACAACUUCUCCAGCUGCUGCAACGAGCAACUCCAAACCAAGAACUUCAUCGGAAAAGACUGCUAGGCACUCACCACCGGACACUGUAAGAUCCUCCAUCAGAGAAACACCUAAAUCGUCCCACUUGUUGAAAACCAGAAUGCAGCGAUCAACGCCUAGGAGAAAACCACCCCCAAUCAGUCCUCCGAAUGAGGUCAAUACGACUGGGUUGCCAAAGAACUCUUCAGAUAGCGGGUUUUUACGCGCAGCAAAGUUGGCGGUAGCGCAUAAUGCACACAUUCCUAUGUCGACUAAUCGGAGAUCCAGUUUUACAAAAGAAGAUGGAAGGAAAGUUGAUUUAAUCAACACAAGAGCAGUGUCUCGUGGACAAGGGCAGACAACUAGCAAUCCCUCUCUGCCUGUUAUCACGAGUCUGAAUUCCAAAUUUUUAGCAAGAAGUUCAAGAAAGUGA